AACCUCGCUUGUCGUGUCUGUGCGACCGCCAUUUUCAACUGAAAACAACAGAAUUUGAAAGAAAGCGAAGUGGCUGUCAAGUGGUUGCAGAAAUUGUUUCUUCUUCUUUUUAGCAGUCAGCUUCGAAGAUAAUCAAGGAAAUGCCGGUUAAGCAAAUAUGCUACUCUGACAAGUACUCAGACGAUCACUACGAAUACAGGCAUGUGAUUCUUCCCAAAGAUUUAGCAGAACUAGUUCCCAGGACCCACUUGAUGACAGAAAGUGAGUGGCGUAACCUUGGGGUACAACAGUCUCCAGGCUGGACUCACUAUUUGAUUCAUGAACCUGAGCCACAUGUGUUGUUGUUUAGAAGACCUGCAAGCCAGCAUCAUUGACACAUUGCUUGGCGGUUUUAUUUUUGAGAUGAUUAUGUACAGAUGAACCAAGAGAAGCAUGUGGUGAUGGUUCACGCGUGGAUUAAUACUUGUGAAACCAAAUUUGCCAAGAAAUUUUACAAUGAAGAUUAUCUUUGUCAUUUCCCAGACAGUGGAUACAUGUGUGCUUAAGCUGUUAGUUUAAGGCUCAAAAUACAGAUACUCCCUACAGUUUUCAGCAAGUUUUGUUCAACUUAGUUAGGAGAAAUUGAAUGAUUCACUGUUAGGGAACUUCUUUACAUGGAACAUUAUCAUUGUCAAUAAUUCAUUUCCCCAGAAUCUGCUUUGAACACGAAGUUCAUAAGAAAUUAGCUUUCAGGCAAUUCUUGAAAGACCUUUGACAUGCACCAAAAAGGGGAUUAAACAUUGCAAACAUUACAAAACAAGCGCAGUUCAAAUAUCAAAAUAAAGUGCUUUAUUGCUUUUAUUAAAAAAUAACCAGUAAUUUUAUGAUUGAGGAUUAUCGUAAUUAUUUCAAUCUUUGGACUGAUUCCUGUGGUAAUUUUCUGGAUUGCAAGUCAUGUUUGGGUGUCCUGUGGACCGCCAUACUUCUCUCAGUGCCACAUUGCUCCAGCUGCAUCUCUCUGAUUCCUGGAAAACAGAAAAGGACAGUAAAGUUUAUUACAGUCCAUCAAAUAUUUUUCGCAGAUGCGAUUGGUUUAAAUACUUCAUGUGGUGAAGACAAAGUUAAAAAUGGAGUGAGAGUUUUCAUUGUUCAAAACUAACAAUAUAGUAGGUUAGGUUCAUUUGACUUCGAAAAUAAGCCAGGGUUUCAGGCGUUUUGUAAACUCUUAGCUUUUCCAACCAAAUUUCUGCAUGAAUUUUCGUGCCAAAUGGUGGUCAUCAGAAAACUUGAGGAUGAUGUUUGCGAAAAUUAAACUUUUGUCGUCUUUCUUUCA
Molecule: messenger RNA, 1312 nt
Organism: Orbicella faveolata
Lineage: Eukaryota; Metazoa; Cnidaria; Anthozoa; Scleractinia; Merulinidae
Product: cyclin-dependent kinases regulatory subunit 1-like
Molecular function (GO): cyclin-dependent protein serine/threonine kinase regulator activity
Source: RefSeq, a predicted model, not a curated record